GUGGGCACCAAGUCACCAGGCACGACAGGGGGCUCUGAGUCAAUUGGCACGACAGCGGGCACCGGGUCAUCAGGUACCGGAUUGUCUGGCUCGACAGCGGGCAUCGGGUCACCAGGUAUGACAGCGGGCACUGGGUCACCAGGCAUCAGGUCAUUCGGCUUGCCAGCGGGCACCGCAUCAUCUGGCAAGGCAGUGGGCACCAAGUCACCAGGCACGACAGUGGGCUCUGAGUCAAUUGGCAUGACAGCGGGCACCGGGUCAUCAGGUAUCGGAUUGUCUGGCUCGACAGCGGGCAUCGGGUCACCAGGUAUGACAGCGGGCACUGGGUCACCAGGCAUCAGGUCAUUUGGCUUGCCAGCGGGCACCGCGUCAUCUGGCAAGGCAGCGGGCACCAGGUCACCAGGCAUUGGAUCGUCUGGCUCGACAGCGGGCAUCGGGUCAACUGGCCUAAUAGGAUCAUCAGGCUGGAUCAGCUGGGUACAGGCAUCAGGCUGAAGUGCGGGUGCCGAGGCACC
Molecule: messenger RNA, 515 nt
Organism: Staurois parvus
Lineage: Eukaryota; Metazoa; Chordata; Amphibia; Anura; Ranidae
Source: the annotation of a GenBank genome assembly